CCGCAAUGGUUAGUGGGCCAGUCUGCCACCAACCUCUGCACCUCGUCAAAUCCUCGCCCUCUUCGUCUUCGUUGAAGCUCCAAACCACAAAUCUGUUUCCAGUUCUCUCUCCACAAUUGAAGAUCCAAGUUUGUGGAAUCUGCGCACUGUGUAAGAUCAUGGCGGGAGGUAAUUUUGUGCAUCGUGUUGUGUCUUACCUUGUUAAUGAAGUUCUCGUUGAAAGUCUUGCCAACAGCCGAACAUUUCAAAGAUUUGCUGUGAAGACUUCAAAAUCAGUGGAAGAAAUUUCAAGCAUGGCUGCAAAGAAGAGGCAGGAAAUCGCUGAACAAGUGAAGGAAAUGUCGAGGAACUUUGAGUCGAAGAAUCAUUGAUGCGAACGAUGGAGGUUUUCGACCAUGGAUCCACGAUUUUCUUCAUUCGGUUAGUUGUUACAAAUACUCUACGAUUGUUAUGAUUCUACAAUGUUUGAGAUAACAUAGCUUGCUCUUUUGUUAAUAUUAAAUUUUUGAAUAGAAUUUUUGUAAUUUUUCCAUCUUGGUGGAUGGAAUUUAUGUGUUAUAUGCUAGGGGAGUUUGGUUGGAGGUAUUAAGAAGCCAUUAAUGGGAUUUAAUAUAUAAGAAAGUGACAAGCCUAAAUAUUUCAUUCC
This is a messenger RNA of Cynara cardunculus var. scolymus (artichoke), 646 nucleotides long. RefSeq lists its product as uncharacterized. The coding region runs from base 6 to 371 and encodes 121 amino acids. The transcript is spliced from 5 exons. The record is from RefSeq and is a predicted model, not a curated record. NCBI's taxonomy places the organism in Eukaryota, Viridiplantae, Streptophyta, Magnoliopsida, Asterales, Asteraceae.